AUGAAUCCGAAAUGGUUUUGGUAUCACAGGAACUAUUUGAUCAUCAUCUUGACUCCGAUCCUGCUGUUGCCGCUGCCUCUGGUCAUCCCAACAUCCGAGGCGAGAUGUGGGUACGUGAUCAUCCUGAUGGCGCUGUACUGGUGCACAGAGUGUCUCCCGUUAGCGGUGACGGCGCUGCUGCCCGUCGUCCUGUUCCCGAUGAUGAACAUAAUGCAGGCCGAGAAGGUGAGCAUCGAGUACCUGAAGGACUCUAACAUGCUCUUCAUCGGGGGGCUGCUGGUGGCCAUUGCUGUGGAGCACUGGAACCUCCACAAACGCAUCGCCCUCAGAGUCCUCCUGCUGGUGGGAGUCCGCCCUGCACUGUUGAUGAUGGGCUUCAUGCUGGUGUCCGCCUUCCUCUCCAUGUGGAUCAGUAACACUGCCUCCACGGCCAUGAUGCUGCCCAUUGCGCACGCCGUCUUGCAGCAGCUCAGAGCCACAGAGGCGCGGGCCGACGACAUGGAGGAGUGCCCACAAACAGAGGACAAUCCGGCGUUCGAGCUUCAGGAACCGAGAACCAAUGGAGCAGUGACCAAGAAACAACUUGACGUGAUUCAAGAGGAGGAGAGAGGCAGUGAGUGA
Molecule: messenger RNA, 621 nt
Organism: Knipowitschia caucasica
Lineage: Eukaryota; Metazoa; Chordata; Actinopteri; Gobiiformes; Gobiidae
Source: the annotation of a GenBank genome assembly